Messenger RNA from Monoraphidium neglectum, 3855 nucleotides. RefSeq lists its product as uncharacterized. Gene Ontology annotation, biological process: nucleobase-containing compound metabolic process. NCBI's taxonomy places the organism in Eukaryota, Viridiplantae, Chlorophyta, Chlorophyceae, Sphaeropleales, Selenastraceae. The record is from RefSeq and is a predicted model, not a curated record. The transcript is spliced from 6 exons. Gene Ontology annotation, molecular function: 3'-5' exonuclease activity; nucleic acid binding; ATP hydrolysis activity. The coding region runs from base 1 to 3855 and encodes 1284 amino acids.
AUGGCGGCGGCGCUGUGGGCGUCAUCGUACGCUGAUCUGCUUGCCGCGGCCGACAGUCGCUGGCCCCCAGCAGGCACGGAACAGCAGCGGCAACUCAAUGCACUCGCGCGUGCGGUGAUUGAUCAGAACAACAAGGGCAAGGCAGCCCAGCAGGGGCCUGCCACCAAGCCCAUUGCAGGGCAAUAUGCGAUAGAGCGCGGCCACGCCGGCAACCUUCUGAAGGCUUGGGCGGCGCGAGCAGGGGGCGCCAGCGGAGAAGCUGCAGACACAACGGUCCCAAGCCUGAAUAAUGUUCUGCGGCAGCAAGAAGCAGCAGGCUUCUUCAGCAGCAGUCCCAGCCCAGUCAAAUCCGGGGUCGUGCUGCUACACCUGGACAUCUUCCGGCUGCUGUCAGUGAGGGCGGGCCCAGCAACUGUACACCAAAACGGUGUAUGGUCAGGGCCGACGACCCCACCUGCAGCUGCCCUCAUCGGCGGCGGUGGCAGCAAUGGGGCCAGCAACGCUGGCGGCAUAGGCAACAGCAGAGGCGGCGAAGCUGCCCCGCAUUGGGCGGUUUCCUACAAUGAGCUGACCGCCGCUGCCGAUAAUCAGUGGCCUCCAGCUGGCACUGAGCAGCAGCAGCAGCUUAACGUGCUCGCCCGCGCGGCGAUAGACCACUACCACACGAGCGCUGCGGGGCAGGGCGCGACAGUCAGCGCGGCACCGGACGCGAGCGGCCACUACGUAAUGCCCUUAACACUGGCCGGAGACAAACUCAAGCUCUGGGCCAUGCGGCAGUCUGGAGGCGCUGGUGUGGUGGGGCUGCGGGUGCGAAACGUACUCUCGUACCAGCAAGCUGCUGGGCUGCUCAGCCGACACCCCAGCUCGGCACAUGCAGCAACGGGUAUUCUGUGUUUGGAUGUGGCGCAGCUCGUGGGCGCGGACAGGCUGACCCAGGCCUGCAUGGCAGCAGCGUCGGCGGCGUCGGGGGCGUCUUCGGCGGCGGCGGCGUCGGGGGCGGGCACGGCAUCGAAGCAGCAGCAGCGCACCUACGUGGCAGUGCCAUGCGUCCGCAACGCCCCCGCGGCUCAAGGCGCAACGGGCGGCGCAAGUGUUGCACCUGCCUGCGCUGCGCAGGCGCAGGUGCGCCCGGAUGACAGCCUGCUCGCCCUGCCCCCGGCCCCUGGACCCCUGGCAGCUCCCCUCAGCCUAUCCGGUCAGUCACUGCAGCUGCCGCUGCCCUUGAACGGUGAUGACGCCGAAUGGUGCAGCGCAAACGUGGUGGUGGUGGAGGACGCCUCAGGCUGUGAAGCGAUGCUACAACACCUGCGGGGCUGUGGCUACAUGGGGCUUGACACGGAGCACGCAGAUGACGAUGAAGCGUCUGGAAAUGACAGCAUCGCCGCUCGCAACCCACAGCAGCGGACCGGCAAACUGCAUCGUCCCACAGCCGCCUCUGGUCGGCAGCUGCCGCGCCCACGGCGCCUGGCAUUGCUCCAGAUCGCCGCGCCGCAGGUUCACGAGCGGCUGUCUGGCCCAGGCUCAGCGGCCACGCUGUACCUUGUCGACGUGCUGCAGCCGACGGCGGCCGCGGUGCUGGCGGAAGGCGGUGAGCUGAGGGCGCUGCUGGAGGAUGGGACUGUGACCAAGGUGGUGCACGACGCCAGGGAGGAUGCCGCCAUACUGCAGCAGCAGUUUGCCCUCCGCCUGGCCGGCCUCUUUGACACCCAGGUCGUAUUCGGCCUCACCAGCCUGGCAGCCGCGGCAACCCAGCCCACCGCAGCAGGCCCACACAGCACUGGAAGCAACGGCGCCACCCCAGAGCCUGAGCCCCCCAGCAGCAGCAGCGGCAACAGCAGCUUCCAGCUACGCCGUAUCGGCCUUGCUGCACUGUACGAGCGUUUUGGCUUUCCCCACCCAAACAAGGCUGCGGUGUCUGCCAAGUUUGACAGGCAACCAAGGCUCUGGCUGCAGCGGCCACUGACGGAAGAUCUGAUUGAAUAUGCCGCCUCGGACGUGCGCUACCUCGUGCCCCUCGCUGCCCGCCUGCGCGAGUGCUUCGCCGCGGAGGCCACGGUACACCUGAGCACGCUGCACGCGCGCGUCAUGGGCGGGCCGCCGCCGGAGCUUACGCCCGACACGGCCACAGGCUUUGCCGCCAUGCUGUGUGAUGGGGGCGACCACGCCGUGUUCGAGCUCUCAGUGGAUGCGGAUGGCGUGCCGACCUACAUGCUCGCGAGUGGCGCUUGCGGCAAUGACAGCCGCGGCAGCAGCGACGGCAGCGGCGACGAGGGCGGCAGCGACAGCGGCGGUGAUGGCGGCACCGGCAAUAGCGGCGGCGGCGGCGGCGGCGGCGGCGGCGGCGGCAACGGCAGCACCCUGGUUGCGUCGGCCGCACCAGCGGGCGCAGACAUCGAGUUGGAGGAAGAGGAUGAGGGGGUAUCCUCGUUGCUGGCGCUGAUGCCGGCGAGGCUCAAGCCGCACCUCCAGCCUUACGCCAUGCGGCGGCGCGGGGCGCCCCUCCUCAGGGAGCUGCUGCUUCACGGCCACGAGCGCCCUGCGAGGGUGCGGCUGAGCGACGGGUCCGCGUUUGAUCUGCCGAGUCGCGUGCCGCUGAGCGAGGCGCUUGCGGCCCUGCGGGACGCCAAGCAGCGAAUGGGUGCGGGCCAGUAUGGGACACAGGAAGCUGCCGGGCCGGGCGGCAACAGCGGCAGCCAGACAGACAGCCUCGGCAGCCUGCAUGGCUGGCUGCAUCGCCAGAAGCCGCAGCCGUCGCAGAAGGCGCAACAGGUGGACGGCAGGACCGCCGGGAUCUUUGACCAAGACAACAGGAUGGCUCUUCCAGGCAGCCUGCACCGCAUCAGCGCUGCCGCAGGCCGCGACGGCAGCGUCACCGGCCUCACCUUCCGCGUCGGCCGCCACUUGCCAGGCGCUGCGGCCCCGCUGCGAGACCUGCUCGCGCACUUAGCGCAGGUGCACCGCGACGCAGCCACCGGGGCGGCCUUCGGCGGCAAGCUGGGUGGCAGCGCGUCGCUGCUGCUGCUGGGGCGGCCGGGGAAGGGCAAGACGACGCUGCUGCGGGACGUGGCGCGGGUGUUUGCCGACGACUUGGGCCUGGCGGUGGUGGUCGUGGACACGAACAACGAGAUUGCGGGGGACGGGGCAGACCCACACCCCUGCAUUGGCAGCGCAGUGCGGCUGCAGGUGCCCCACCACAGGAGCCAGGCCAAGGUGAUGCUGGAGGCAGUGCAAAACCACGGCCCUGACGUCAUCAUCGUUGACGAGAUCGGGUCAGCAGAGGAGGCCAAGGCCGCGCGCAACAUAGCCCACCGCGGCGUCAUCCUCGUCGCCACCGCCCACGGCGCCACCCUCUCAGACGUCCUGAGCAACCCCGACCUCUCACGCCUGGCCGGCGGACUGCAGUCUGUCAUCCUCGGCGACCAGGCGGCCGCGCGCACGGCCGACGGUGCCAAGACGCGGCUCGAGAGGGCGGGGGCGCCUGUGUUCCAAGUGCUGAUCGAGCUGAAGGAGCGAGGCAGGUGGCGGGUGCACCUGUCGGUGGAGGGCAGCGUGGACCGGCUGCUAGAGGGGCGGCCGGCGGAUGUGCAAGUGAGGACAUGGGAGGUGGCCGGCCACGGCGACAGUGGCGGUCAGUCCCCACCGCGCGUGCUAGUGGAAUUUGAUACGGGCGGCGCGGCGAUGCAAGCGGCGGCCGCAGCUGCCGAGGCCAAGGCGGCGGCGAAGGGGGGCAGGGGCGGCGGGGAGGACGGCGGGGCGCCGCUGCAGUUCCGCAGGCGGUUUGCUCAGGAGUUUGAGGGCGGGUGGAUUGUUGACCUGGUGCAGCGCGCAGGGGCAGCAGUGGCGCUGCGCAAUUGA